AUGGCUCCUGAAAUCGUUCCCUAUGUGUGGAAGCGAUUUUCUUCAUUAAUCUUUGUUCAAGACACACACAGAAAGGUGUUGCGUGCAUCGGGUGUCAGCAGAGAAGUAGAAAAGAUUGCCAAAAACUUUAAAGAAAUUCUAGCUGUUCUGCCGGAUGCUCAGGCAAAAGAAAUGGAGAAACCGAAUGUGAGGGAUUGGUUAAAUAAGCUCAAAGACAUAUGCUAUGAUAUAAAUGACGACUUUGAUGAGUACAGCACUUCAUUUCUGAAACUGCAAAUUGUGGGGGCUGAAAAUCCUCUGUUUAAAAAGAAGAUUACCUCAUCUGAUCUGAGUAAGAUACAUGAUCGAGAUGAGGAAAAAAAUAUUUUAGUAAGCGAGUUAUUGGGUGAGGGUGAGGGUGCUAGUGUGAUCUUAAUUGUGGGUAUGGAAGAGAAAGGAAAAACACUUGUUCAAUUUGCUUACAAUAAUAAUGAGGUGAUUAACAAUUUCAGUAAAAGAAUAUGGGUAGACAUAUUGGGCUCUGAAGACAAGUGUAGCGUUAAGAAUGAAGUUUCAGAAGGCAAGCCUAUUUCAGUAGGAUAUGAUGUUUUUAAUGAAACAAUUAAAGACCAUAUAAAAAAUGAGAAAUGUCUUCUUGUCUUAAAUGAUAUGAGGAUAGAAGAUUACAAUAAAUUGGGAUCAUUGGGUACUCUAAAAUAUGGUGCUCCUGAUGGAAGUAAAAUUUUAAUUACCACAAGUCAUGAGAAGUUAGUUGCUUGGAGGAUGAUAGAGCAUAUUAUAAGGAGUAAUGAAUUAUCUGAGAAGGAAAAUUGGUCAUUGUUUGAAAAACUAGCCUUAUCUGAAAGAUCAACUGAGGAGCGUGGACGCUUGGAAAACAUUGGUAAACAAAUUGUAGGGAAGUGCCAAGGCUCGCCUUUGGCCAUACAGGUCAUGGGCAGUCUAUUACGCUUUAAAACUAGUCAGGAGUGGGACUUUAUGUUAGAUAAAGAAGUUUGGAAACGAGAAGAAUCAAAGGGUUAUAGGAUGAAUAAAGAUGAAUUGAUUAAAUUAUGGAUGGCUCAAGGUUAUCUUGGGUUAGAACCAAAUAUAGAGAUGGAAAUACUAGGUCAAAGGUAUUUUAACUACUUAGUAAGUCGAUCCUUCUUAGAUAUUGAAAAAGAUGAUAAUGAUAAUAUUAUAAGUUGUAAGAUUCAUGGUUUAAUGCAUGACUUUGCCAAAUUUCUGAAACGGAAAGAGUGUAUAACUAUAGAAAUUAAUGAUAGUGUCGAAGAGCCAUUCAAAAACUCUUCCCAUGACAAAGUUUAUCAUUCAAUGUUAAUGCUUAAGAAAAGAAGUUCAUUUUCGGUCUCUAUUUUGGAUGUCGAAAGGUUGCGCAGUCUCUUCAUUAGUUGUGAAGAUAAUGACUACCCUUUAGAGAAUGAUAUUCUACCACAGUUGUUUGGUAAAUUGGAUCGUAUAAGGGCAUUGAAGUUUGAUGCAUUUGGUGAUUUUAUUAAAGAGAUUCCAACAGAAAUAGGAAAACUCAUACAAUUAAGAUAUCUUGAUUUAUCUGGGCAAAAUAUAAAAAAACUACCGGAAACUUUGUGUGAGUUAUAUAACCUACAAAGUUUAGACAUUUCUUGGUGUGAAGAACUUAAAGAAUUACCUCAAGCAAUGGAAAGGUUAAUAAACUUGAGGCAUUUAACAAAUGAUAAUACUGAUUCAUUAAGUUACAUGCCAAUAGGGAUUGGGAGAUUAACACAUCUCCGAACAUUAAGUGAAUUCAUUGUAAGUGGUGCCGGUAACGGUACUCAUGGUAACAAAGCAUGUAAUCUUGAAAGUUUAAAAGAUUUGAACCGUCUUCGAGGGAAACUUGUCUUAAGAGUGUUAGGAAAUGUGAAAAAUGUGAGUGAGGCUGAGAAAAUGGAACUUAAAAAUAAGAAAAUCCUCUCUGGUUUGGGGAUAAUCUUCGAUGAGGAUGAAGAAGAGCAGAGGAUAAAUCAUGAUGAAUCACUUCUCAAGGCCUUACAACCACCUCCAAAUUUGGAAAAACUUGAUAUACAAUCAUAUAGAGGCAGCACUUUUCACUCCGAUUGGGUGAUGUCAUUAACCAGGUUGAGACAUUUAAGACUCAAAUUUUGCAUAAAUUGUAAGCAUUUGUCUCCUUUUGGAGAAUUACACUCUCUUGAAUCACUAAGGAUAAGUAAAAUUUCUAGUGUGAAAAGAGUGGACAAUAAAUUUUGGAGAACAGAAAGUGAUGACAGAUCUUCAUCAUCAUUAUCAGCUAUUCUCUUCCCCAAAUUGAAAUAUCUCCAGUUUUCGGAUAUGAAAGAAUGGGAAGAGUGGGAUUAUAAGAUUAUAAGGGAGGGAGAAGAAAAAGAAUAUACUACAAUCAUGCCAUGUCUUGCUUCAUUGGAAAUCAAUUUCUGUCGCAAAUUAGAAGCACUGCCAGACGGCCUUCUCCAGAGGACAACAUUGAAGAAAUUGCAGUUUUAUGAAUGUCCUGUUUUAAGACAAUAUUUCAAAAAAAGAAUGGAAGAGCAUUGGCCCCAGAUCACUCAAAUUUCUACCAUCAAAAUUGACGGUCAAUAUGUGCAAGGAGGCCCUGGUCAUUGA
Molecule: messenger RNA, 2595 nt
Organism: Pistacia vera
Lineage: Eukaryota; Viridiplantae; Streptophyta; Magnoliopsida; Sapindales; Anacardiaceae
Product: putative disease resistance protein RGA4
Exons: 3
Coding region: 1-2595 (864 amino acids)
Biological process (GO): defense response to other organism
Molecular function (GO): protein binding; ADP binding
Source: RefSeq, a predicted model, not a curated record